Molecule: messenger RNA, 2134 nt
Organism: Hippoglossus stenolepis (Pacific halibut)
Lineage: Eukaryota; Metazoa; Chordata; Actinopteri; Pleuronectiformes; Pleuronectidae
Product: interferon-induced protein with tetratricopeptide repeats 1B
Exons: 2
Coding region: 155-1456 (433 amino acids)
Biological process (GO): defense response to virus
Cellular component (GO): cytosol
Molecular function (GO): protein binding
Source: RefSeq, a predicted model, not a curated record
GGUCACUCUUUCUUUUACAGACAACUGAAAGUUAAGUUUCUCUGAACAUGAAAGUGAAAGUUCGCCUCAGUUCGCGUCGCGUCGCCUCCUGAGCUCCAUAUAACGGCGCUCCGCAGGCAGAUGUUCACACAGCUGCAGAGUCCGAGGAGACGAGAUGAGUGCUGCUCAGAGUGACAUGGCACUGGAGGACAGACUGGGGGCGCUGCAGUGCCACUUCACCUGGAAGCUGAACCCCAGCAGGAACAAACUUUGGAGACUCAAGGACAAGCUGCAGGACAUCGGCACAGAGGAAGGAUGCAAGUGGCUGGGUCACAUUUACAACCUGCAGGGGUACGUCCACUUCCAGCUGGGGUCCACUGAAGAAGCCAGGAGUUUCUUCAGCAGAGCCGCGGAGGCCUUCAGGCAGACGAGAGGAGCAGACGAGGGUCCCUGGCUGGUGGUGACCUACGGGAACCAGGCCUGGCUGCACCAUCAUCAGGGAGAACGAGCAGAGAGUCGGGCUUGUCUGUCAAAGAUCGACGGCCUGAGGACUGAGUUUCCAUCGCAGGACGGGCUGCACCCGGAGAUCUGUGCUGAAAAAGCCUGGACUCUGAUGAACUUCAGCGGAGAACAGCAGCUUCUGGCAGAUCAUUACUUCCAGAGAGCCAUCCGGCUGCAGCCGGGUGUGGUGGAGUGGCAGACCAGCCACGUGUUAGGGUUAGUGAACAUGUCCAAACACAGCGAAACAGGGGUCGAGGAAGACAUCAUGAAGAAACUGAGAGAAGCCAAGGAACAGGAUCCAGAGAACCUGUACCUCGCUGCCGUUUACCUCCUGCAACUCGCUAAGAAAGGACAACCAGACAAAUGUGGAGCACGCGAGUUAGCCACAAAGGUUCUGAUAAACCCUGUCAGCAGCUACAGUGGAAUCAAAGCUUUGCUGAGGUUGUACAGAACCUUCCCCUCCAUGGACGAGGCUGUUGCUUUGGCAGAAGAGGCUCUGAAGCUACAUCCGGAUGAACGUUAUCUGAAAAGAUGUGCCGCACUCAGCUACAAAUGGAAGAUCUGGGAGGAGGACAGUCACUCAAGUCCGAGCCUGAUAGAGAAAGGGAUCUGUGCCCAUGAGGAGUUGCUUUCUCUUUAUCCUCAUUCCUCAUUUAUGAAGAAAAUUGACAUCGCAGGUAUUUACGCAAAGUCAGAGAACACCAAGGCCAAAUCUGAGGAGAACUUCCAGCAGCUGCUCGCAGAGGAUCUGGAACCUGCUGAACAACAAAUCUUAUUCAACAUCUACGCAAACUAUCUGUUCUUCACUCAACAUAACCAUAAGAUGUCAAUCCAUUAUCACAUGAAGGCGGCGAAGAUACCAAUCGAGUCCUCCCAUCAGGAGAGAAGCAUCCAGACUCUGGAGAAUAUCAGAGACAGAGAGGGGAACCGAAAAGUAGACAAGUUUCUGUCCAGGCUGAAAGAGUCUCAGGAAUAAAUCCACCAAAUAUCAUCCACACACAAUCUGAAUCUAUUUGCAUUCAUCUAAUUCAGGGGAAAGUAAAUCCACGUAGAUUUAUAGAUUCAGCUGUUGUGAACACUGAUGAUCACAUUUUAAUUCAACUUGUAUUUGUACGGAGCCAAAUCACAACAGAGCGACUGACAGGGGAAAGUGGUCGAGUUCGUUUUUCAGUCUAACAUUUAAUAUCUAUAUAUACGUAUUAAAAAGUCUUCAAUAUAAUUUCUCUAUCUGUAGAAUACCUCUUCAAUUGUUUUCAGAGUGGUUGUAAUAUUGACGUUAAUAGUAGUGAUGCAUUUAGAUGUAACAGCAGGUUUCAGGUAUGAAAGAUUCAUACAUUAUUAUUAGAGGAAGACAACAUUGAAACAUAUUCUUAAAAACCAUAUUAAGUGGAAACUGGCUGCAGUCAUCAUGUGUUGCUGAUGUGGAGGAGAUGUUUGCUCGCUCCUUUAAAAAACAGCUUGUUUGUAAAGUUUAUUAAACAACAGAACAGACUCUGUAUUCAAUUUACUAAUGUUUUGAGUGAUGAAAAUUGAACUCUGUCAAGUGUUUUUGUUAAAUUGAAUGUUAAUUUGUAGUAUAACCUGAAUAUAUGAACAGGUUUGCAUGCACAGAGUAUUUCAGCUGUACUAAUGCUAUUAAACACUUCUUCUUUAA